Molecule: messenger RNA, 1720 nt
Organism: Centropristis striata (black sea bass)
Lineage: Eukaryota; Metazoa; Chordata; Actinopteri; Perciformes; Serranidae
Gene: slbp
Product: stem-loop binding protein
Exons: 8
Coding region: 184-1035 (283 amino acids)
Biological process (GO): mRNA 3'-end processing by stem-loop binding and cleavage; mRNA transport
Cellular component (GO): histone pre-mRNA 3'end processing complex; cytoplasm
Molecular function (GO): mRNA binding; histone pre-mRNA stem-loop binding
Source: RefSeq, a predicted model, not a curated record
UCAUGUGACAUAUAGAGCCUCCCCUUCCGGUCAUGUGACCUGUUGGACUGUUUGGGAGCGCGCCUUAUAGUGUUGGCGGGUAUCUGGUAUAUCUGUACAUUAGGAGCUGCUGGAGGACAUCUCAUCUGGACACAGAGACAUUUUACCACUCCACAUUAGUUAACGUUACUCCUUAUCAAGAAAAUGUCUGACUGGACUAGAGGCAGAAGACGUGAGGCUCCCAGCAGCGAGCAGGAAGAUAGGAACUACGGCCCCUCUCGGUGGUCCAACUGCAGAAAACGAGGGAUUGACGGAAGCCUAAGGGGGGAAAAGAGAGAAGAAGAAUCCAGAGGUAGAAAAAACGGAGCGCACACAGACGGCAGCAACAGACACUCUGACAACAGACAUGAUAGCUUCACCACUCCAGAGAGCACAGGCCCGGUGUCUCGCUGUGCUAAACGUGCCGACUGGGGCAGCCAGGUGGAGGAUGACGAGAUAAGGAGGGAUGUACAGAGAGACAUGCAGCGUUACAGGAGGAGGAUACUGGGUGCAGAGGGCACUCAGAGAGAGAGAAAGACUUCCUCUGGUUCUUCUGAAAGCUGUGACUCAAGAGAGGGAGAAAACAUGGAGACUGAUGAGGCCGUGUUGCUACGGCGGCAGAAGCAAAUCAACUACGGCAAGAACACACUGGCCUAUGACCGAUACAUCAAAGAAGUUCCAAAACACAUGCGGCAGUCAGGUGUUCACCCAAAGACUCCCAAUAAGUUCAGGAAGUACAGCCGUCGCUCCUGGGACCAGCAGAUCAAACUGUGGAAGGUGAAGCUGCACGCCUGGGACCCCCCGACAGAGAAGGGCCAAGACAACGUCAAUGAGGACAUUGAGGAGCUGGAUCUUGAUGAUGUCAUGGACAUUGAGCUGGACUUCCCAACUUUGUCAGAUUCCCAGGAUGCUGCAGCGCCUGUAACCACACAUAGUCAAUUACUAGAGGGUGAAGACUGCUCGGGGACUCCAGUUAAAGUACAGAAGACAGAGAACGCAGUGACUGAUAUGGCAUAGUUCACUGUGAGAGAAGAAAAUCCAACACGUCGACACACUUCUCACAUGGAUCAACCAUUCUGCCCUGGACCUUCGGACUUCUCCCACUUCCACAGAAUGACUCUGUACCAGGUACCAGCUGAUUGAUCCGUGUCUCAGCUGGUUGUUAUUAGCACUGUAACAUAUAAAGUAUUCAGUUUCCAUUGCAGCGUGCUUCUUAAUCGAUAGUUUGGGACCUUUUUUACAGAUUACUAAUCUGCUCAGGGAGUCUUUCUUUGUGGCAGGAUUUUACAGUUGCAUGUUUAAUCAAGCUUAAAGGUCAGUUUAAAGGGUUUAGGAUUUUGUAUUCAUGAAAAUAUUUGUAGCACUGGUCUGUGGUUGUGUUCAGCAGACAUCCAGGUUUAUUGAUGUCCAAAUAUUAAAUCACACCCUGCUCAUACUUGCUAAAUAGAGUGUAAGAAGAGAAUGUUUGUUUAAAGUGUUUAAAGGAAAUAGGCAAGCCAAAGGCAACGUAUUUUCCUCUUAAUAAUUCAUAUUGACAAUAUUUCAACUAUGUACAAUUUUAAAUACUGGAGAGCAAUUCUUUAGUUAUAUUGGGUUGGUUUGUUUUUAUAUUGUUUUUGACAUGCAAUUGUUGCUGUGUUUAUUGCUGUUUCUUUCAAGGUGACUGAUUUCAAAUAAAAAAAAGAAACUUGAAUGGCUGGUA